Pogoniulus pusillus (Red-fronted tinkerbird) is the source of this 4684-nucleotide messenger RNA. RefSeq names its product membrane associated ring-CH-type finger 1 (gene MARCHF1). The transcript has 12 exons. The record is from RefSeq and is a predicted model, not a curated record. Gene Ontology annotation, cellular component: lysosome; early endosome membrane; cytoplasm. Gene Ontology annotation, molecular function: MHC protein binding; ubiquitin protein ligase activity; zinc ion binding. Lineage: Eukaryota; Metazoa; Chordata; Aves; Piciformes; Lybiidae. Bases 812 to 2461 code for a protein of 549 amino acids. Gene Ontology annotation, biological process: antigen processing and presentation of peptide antigen via MHC class II; protein polyubiquitination; immune response.
AAGGGGAAACCACAUUUAAUCUCACCCGUGCUCUUUUUUGGUGUGUAGUUUUUCCUUAUUCUGAUCAGUGCUGUCAGAUGCAUGGAUGAUCCCAGCCACAAACAGCCCUGUCCUGUGUUACAGUGUGAAGGCUGUGAUAGCAGAGCCAGCUUGUAUUUGGAGCUCCAUGUAACCAGGCUUAAUCUGGAGUAGUUGUUGGUGUUGGUGUUACAACAGCUUUCCAGAAAAUGUUACAGAGAGGAGUUUUCAGCCCAAAGCUCUUUCUGUUUAUUCUGAGGGUGCAUAAUGGUAGAUUUGUAGUCAUGUUCUUCUUUCUAGAGAUAAUAAAAUUGGCUAGACUAUGAAAUUUGACCCAAUAAAUACACUUGUUGUGGGAUUAGCUGGAAGUAGGAAAAAACUGCAAUAUCAGAUUUGAAUUUACAUACACUGUAACUGAAGAAGCCGUGUGAGAAGACCAUUUUGCUUUCUACAGAUGUUCUUCAGGAUGGAGAAAACUUUCCAAAUCAAAGAGAAGCUAAACAUCUUUCUAUGAGAAUGCCAAGAAAAAAAAAGACUAUUUCCUGCAUCUGAUGUUAUCAGACCCAUGUGCAGAACUCACUACUAUUGUGACUCCUGUGCAAGCACUAGUAAUUUGUGACAGUGAAGACAGCAAUAAACAUCAUUUUCUGAAACUUGCAGAUUUACUAGCAGUCUGGAAAUGAACCCAGAAAGUAAUGUGAGGGGCCAUGUGAAUCUCUGUCACAGCAGAAAUUUUCUAAAAGACUGCUUUACCUAAUUUCAGAAAUUGAAAAGGGAUAAGUGGAAGGAGAAAAUGUUGGGCUGGUGCCAAGCGAUAGCUCGUAAUCCUCACAGACUUCCAAACAGCACAAGAACCCCCGAGGUCUCAGGUGAUACUUCACAUAAUUCAACUUCGAAUGACAAAUCCCCAGGGCGUUCCACAAGUCGAUCAAGUAACAUUUCAAAGGCAAGCAGUCCUACAACAGGAACAGCUCCCAGGAGUCAGUCACGAUUGUCUGUCUGCCCUUCCACUCAAGACAUUUGUAGAUCUACUGCUUUGCAUGAUUUGUCAGAAGAUGAGCUUGAACAUGCAACCCCUGUCAUGGUGCUGACCCCUUCUAAUAGGGAGUCUGUUAAGAAACAAGUAAAACGAAGGUUUAGGCGGAAAAGAGAGACUGGAGACAAUGGUGAGCAUACAGAAAAGCAAGGAAAGGGGAAAGACUGUAAAAUGCAUCCUGAGCCUGUGAGAUCCAGCUGGAAUGUGUCUGAUACAUCAUCAUCUUCAGAUGAGAGUCAGUGGGCUCAGGCUAGAAGGAGAGCAAGAGAAAAGGCCAGAAUGACCAGGAGAGGGAGAAGAAACAAUAAACCGUGCAGUAACCAGGACGGGUUCUCGAACAGUAAUGCAUUUGAACUUGACAGCAUGGGAACAAUGGGGAAAAAGAAGCAAGAAGUGUCUGACCCUGAGAAUCCUACUUUAAGUCACCGCCAAAGGAGGGUUCCAAGGCUUAAGGAUUCACAGUCUUCAGCGUCAUCUCAGGAAGCAAGAAAUUCCUCAAGAAAAUGUGGGAAGAGCAAGGGAAAAAGCUGCUACCCAGAUCGGCAGCCUGCAUCUUUCCUUAGGCACAACAAAGAUUCAAAGGACUGCUUUGCAGAGACAGGCUCUGGCAGUGAUGCUCUGUCAGCCCCAGACAAAGGAACACCUGCUCGGGCAGGGCCCAGUAUGACCGAUGCUGUUCAGAAGCCUCCAGUGUUGUAUGAUGACUGGUCUGAUGAUUUAGAAGUAUGCAGGAUCUGUCACUGUGAGGGAGAUGAUGAAAGUCCCCUCAUCACACCAUGCCGCUGCACAGGGACCCUGCGCUUCGUUCAUCAAGCCUGCCUGCACCAGUGGAUUAAGAGCUCCGACACUCGCUGUUGUGAACUCUGCAAGUACGACUUCAUCAUGGAGACCAAGCUCAAACCUCUCCGGAAGUGGGAGAAACUACAGAUGACAACAAGCGAGAGGAGGAAGAUAGUUUGUUCAGUCACAUUCCACGUAAUUGCAAUUACCUGUGUUGUUUGGUCGUUGUAUGUUUUAAUUGAUAGAACAGCUGAGGAAAUUAAACAAGGCAAUGAUAAUGGUGUCCUUGAAUGGCCAUUUUGGACAAAACUCGUUGUGGUGGCUAUUGGAUUCACAGGGGGCCUGGUCUUCAUGUAUGUGCAGUGUAAGGUUUAUGUUCAGCUGUGGCGCAGAUUGAAAGCCUACAACAGAGUGAUCUUUGUUCAGAACUGCCCAGACACUGCCAAAAAAAUGGAGGAGAAGAAUUCUUCGUCCACUCAGACCUCAGACAUCAAGGACACAGUGGUGGUGCCAGUAGCACAGACAGGUAAAGAAAGAAAAGCAAACAAGCAAAUAAAGAUCCAGGUUAAAGAGGAUAGCAGAGCACAGGUUCAUCCAAAGGGGGAAAUCUGCCAGAAUUACAGGUGAUCUAGACUUCUACAGCAGCCUGGCAGUUUAUAAUGGUAAAUUUCCUCUUUAAACACUCUAAACAAAAUCAUCCCAUUCUUGCAAUAUCCAGGUAGCUGAGCUGAACGUGUAUUGGAGUUUAUAUACUGCAUUCCUUUGUGAAUGUGCUUACCAGCUUACGGCUCAGGGAAUACUGGAAGUAGCACUAUUAGCAAGAAAUGUGUCUUAUUAUCAGACUAUUAUGUUCUUUUGUAUUGAAAUUGCUCACGUCAUUUGGAUGUGACUAAGUGAUUGUCAGCUGGCUAGACAGAACACAAUCUCAGUGCCUGAACAGGUCCUAAAUACAUAUGGAUAAACUGCUCUAACUUAUUCCAGGUGAGUUAAGUUUUUCCACAUGACAACAUGCACUUUUCAGAUAAAAUAACUUUCCAAUUAUACAAAUGCAAAUGGGAAUUGUAUCUUCUCACUUGAAAUGACAGGCAAGAGUAACCAAAUAAUUUAUCUGUUUAUAAUUGUGGAGAAGACAUCAGAAAGUCUUCAGAAAGCAGUGACAGUACCAAGGAAUGGGAAUGCUUUUUAACCAGCUGCACAUCUUUUAAGGAAAAGUCUGCAAAGGCAUGGCUUUCAAAAAGUGUGAAUUUACUUGCUGAAAAGUAAACCUGGUAUCUGAAGUUAGACACUUAAAAUUACUAGCUGCAUCUAAAUGUUUGCAAUUAUGUUUACAAUAAAAUCUGAUGAGGCAUAGCAAAACUGACACAGAACAUUAUUAUGGAAGAUAAUUAAGAGAUUUCUGAAAUAACCAGAAAGUUCCUUUUUAAGUGGCAGUAACCCUGCUUCUUCAGCUACCUUUUUUCUUGGACCUGCUGUAGCAUCAUGACCCUACUAACAGUACUUUCUCCUCUAUUUUUAUAGUUUAUGGGAAACUAAUUCCCAUUUUCUUCUUGAACAAGUAUAAAAUUCAAGAAAAACACAUGAGGCUUCUAAAAGUUGAUUUGUCACAUCCACCAAAAUUAGAGUUGGCAACAGAACAGACAACUUUGAAAAUCUUAUACUAGCAACUUCUACUUCUAAACACUGUUUUGGCACUCAACUCUGUGUGCAUCUGAGUUUACAGUUAGUUAUCAGAAAGGAGCAAGACUUCAGUUGAAAUGCCUCCUCUCCCUCUAAAAUACUGAUUUAGACAGCAGCAAAACAAGACAGACAAUGAGACAAGUUAGCAGCAAGAGAUUACAGCAGGCUUGAAACGAUUUUUAACUGUUUAAAGCAUUACAGUAUUAGCCUGUGCAUCCCUUGCACAGGCUGUUUUAGAGCUUUCAGGAAUUUCAUGCAGGACUGCAAUUGGUGUCUGAGGCAGAGUGAAACCUCUUUGAAAUGGCAAGGAGCUAUUCACACCAACAUGUUUUGGAUACAGCAUGCAUGAAUAAGGAAGGUGCAAGAAUACAGACACUAGGCAGCUGCUUAUCAAUCAACGUUUUUCAUUCCCACAUGAAGCACAAUUUUAUGUAUUGGUUUAAUAACUACAGGAUUCUAUCCUGCACAAACAGUAUGCUGAUAGUUUUGAGAUACAUUCAAAGACUUUUAGAUAAUGAUACAUCAAAUAAAGAUCUGUAUCAAACUGCUUGUGUAGCCACGGUGCAUCUCAGGCAUAUAUGCUCAUGGUGGAAUUUAGUCUGGCUAAACCCACAGGAGCAGAACCUUGCUGAAAAGCUUAAUCUGUAUUCUUGUUUAAGCAAAGUUUUAAUGAAGGUAGGUAGAAGUAAUUUGAUGUUAGAUCUGGAAUUUUAAAUAAGACACUCUGAAUUUGUGAACAUGCACAUUUCUUUCCCUGUCUUAAGUUAUAAGCAUUAUAAAGUUUAUUUCAAACUGGUACAAACGUACCACUUUUGACUAUUGUUAGCAUUAUGAAGAUUCGCAGCUCCCCCCAACUGUGCCAUUCACACACACUGCUUUGUCUGAAGGCAGUGUUUAUAGUUGUUGUGUAGAAAAGAAACAGUAAUUCCCUAUCACCAGAACAAACAUCAUUUUUAAUAAUGCAGCUCACUCUAUGAUGAAAAUAUUUUACUGUGUAUAGUAUUUGGAACUACAAGUUUGUGUUACUUGUUUAACUCCCUCUCUUUUGCAAAAGAAAACUGUAUGUUAUUGUGGGUGAAUGUGUACUGCAAAGACAGAAGGUAAGGGGAAAAAAAGUAAUAUAUCUGCUUAUUGUUGUGAAAAAAUGUAUUUGUAUUAAACAAAUGACCCAAA